This is a messenger RNA of Glarea lozoyensis ATCC 20868, 1893 nucleotides long. RefSeq lists its product as uncharacterized. The transcript has 5 exons. NCBI's taxonomy places the organism in Eukaryota, Fungi, Ascomycota, Leotiomycetes, Helotiales, Helotiaceae. The coding region runs from base 1 to 1893 and encodes 630 amino acids. The record is from RefSeq and is a predicted model, not a curated record.
AUGUCUCUUCUAAUUGUAUAUCUCUUGACGGCAGCAAGUCUGUGGAAAAGGGUUGAGGGCGACAGAUUCGAUGAGUGCAAGAUUCGACUUGAGCGUAUAUUAAACGGGACGGAGAGUUAUGGACCAUAUAACAAUGAGACGAUACGAAGCUCGGGGAUUAUAUAUAAUGGAGUGGUAACGGGUAUGAAUUCUGAGUUUUCCAGGACGUCGAGAGGUCAAUUCUUGACGGUCACAACUGAAGGUUGUCGCGCCAUCUGUGGAAAAUCCCCAGAUUGGUACUGGUCAUCCGACGUGGGUUUGAGCUUGAGCAUCAUUUCCAACUGGGUCUUGCCGAUUCUGGCUUUGCUGGCUGCGUUCCCCUUUGACUCGAUUCAUAAAAGCCAUGGGAGGUUGUGUUUCAAUAAACAGCCUGGGAGAGUCAGGGGGACGUUGCUGGCUUUGGUUAACUGGAUCGGCUCUCCACAACUUGCUCUAUCGGCGAUUCUGUUUAGUAUAUAUCAGAAUGUGGUAUGCGCUCGAGAUGCUGCUGGAGAACCUAGCGAAGCGGUUUCUGCACUUGAUGGGGAUUUGAUAGAGAUGCAACCCCCAGGAAAUCCGGGAGCUCAGUUGAAUAUGACACCGACACAGAUACAAGCCCGCAAGAACGCAUAUUACGUUGUCUCCUACCACAACGAAGAUCCUCUCGAGCUCGAAAAGCAAGAAAAGGUUCAACAGUGGACUGGAGAACUCCUACACGCAAUGGCAUCCCAACUGCGAGUGCUACGGCGUCUAGGCGUACGCCCGGCUUUCCUCAGUAUAUCGCUUUUCUGUGUCGCCUACGCUAUCUCGGUUUUCAUGGCUUUUGGAAAUAUCGGGGAUCGAACGACAACGCAUUCCCUCGCCGUUGGUAUCCUUAUUAGCUGGUUGCCGAUUCUGCUCCUUUUCGCUAUCGUUGAUCGCAAUCCGAUCUCCGCUGAACGAAGCAGAAUAUUGUUCAUCCGCUGGAUAUCAAAUGUGGAAGCGGUAAAGAAAUGGGAGAACCCACCGUUCCAGCCGCUCAGGCUCUCUUUCGAGCCUCGUCCCGAGCGUAAUAACGUAGGACAUCCCCACACAACCCAACCUAUCUGGUGGGCCGAAGAUAACAUGCGAUGGCCGGAAGAAGCAAAUUCGACAAUGUUUCCCCUGGGAGACUUCAUAGGCCAGGGAAGAGAGAUGGGCUUUAACGGGCUUGCAGAUGCGUUCGCCUAUGCCAUGCGCAAAGAGCUCGCAAAUAUGACCGCUACUAACACCCGCGAUGGACUAGAGGGCCACCGUUUGUUGCACGCAGAACAUUCGAACGUUGCCAAACUUACUCAAGAACGACUCGAAUCCCGACCGUUUUCUUAUUAUGUCUGUGCAUUGGUCUCUCUGACCCUCGUCUGGUGGGAAAUCGGCAUGGCUCUGAUGCUCUCGUGCAGUAUUCCAACCGUGGGCGUGGGCUGCAGAGCGGCAUCGUAUCUUUUGUAUGGGCUUCUCAGUACCAUUCCAUGGGCGAUCAAUGCGUGGCCGUCACGGAAUCCUGGGAAUCCUAAUAGAUGGAGGAAGGGAUUCAGCAUACUCAUCUGUGUGGUCUCUACUCUUUGCCUGUUCUUUAUCUUGUUUGCCGCUUUCAGCGGUGUCCUCAAAAACUGCUGGUGUAGGGGCGGAUCAAGUCAGUAUGUGGACUUCGAAAAUGCGUUUUUUUACAGAGAUAAGAAUCACUUUAAUGUUGUGACGUUUUGGAGGGUAGCUGCUAGUGUGGGCGCCAUUCCUAUAUUACUUAGCUUCGUGGUCGCCUGGAUUAUGUUAAUCAAGAUGAAGCCUCUAUGUCAGGUGUCGGUGGAUAGUAACUUGUCGCGAAGUUAUCCGAGGGCGGAUAUGAUUUGGUUAUCUUAA